GGGUCCGUUUUUAGCAGCAAGUAUUUGGAACUGUUCCUGCUGUACAAAUCGCUAAAGGUUCUAUUUACUGGCAUAAUUGUGACAUAGCAAAAUCGGAAGAACCAGACAAUUUGAAUCUCUUUCUGGUGUACGGCAAGCAACCAGCCUACCUCCCCCUUUAUCCGGAACAUGCAGAGGGCGAUGUAAUUGUUCAACUAAUUUCAUCUGUCGAGUUAAAUUUCUUCCUUCAGUAUGGGCUGGGGUAUGUGUGAGUUCAAUAUCAGUUCCAAUGUUCCACGUGCCAUUUCCAGUAAGUUUACACUCAGCAUCAGCAGUAAUAUCCUCUACCUGUAUCAUCAUAGUUAUUGCAGUUAACCUGGCAAUUCUCUUCUGCUUAAUUAAUCGAUGAGGCAAAUCUUUUGCCUCUGUUUCAAAAAGAAAAAAAAGGUUAUUGCAGUGGAUAAUGAGGGGAAAUAUCAGAGUGAAAAUUGUGACUUUAGAAUCUAGAAAUUGUAAUUGUAAUACGAAUUCAAAUAACCUUCAAAACAUCAUGUGUUGAAAAAUAUGAAUUGCAGUAAUUAUGAGUUGUAUUUUCUGGUUAGCUCUGUUCAUUGGUCAUCAUCAUGAAGAAUACGCAAUUGUAUGCUAAAACUAAGUUUGCAUCAUCUGUUGCGUCGAUUCUGUUCUACUUGGGGUCUCCCACAAGCUAUGUGAAAAGUUGGGGUUUGCUUUCUUGUUGAUUUGUGAAGAGAGCAAACUAUGGCUGCAUAAGGGUACCUGUAUGCCAAGGGUCUGGGCAUAGGCGUGGAGUACCUCACCUAUGUCUGGCUCCUAUUGUAUUAUACUACAUGGGGAUGGAGACUUUGGCAGACAAACUGCAGAGGGUGGAUCAUCAUCAUUGCAACGGAGGAGAGCACUGGGAUGAUCCUUCCAAGUUCUCAUGCCAGCAGGGCCGCCACUGUCCAUCAAGAUCAAGUCGUGGUGCUGCUGAAGAAGAACAUGCCAAAGGUCAAUCCGCCGGUUCCUUCUGUCAAUUGCUCCCUGUCUUCAGUUGCUUAUAUCUAUGCCAAUACAUUUUUCUUUUUGAUGAAUGGUGCUAUGUGUGUUUGUUGGUGCCAUUUGUGCUACUUAAUUCCCUUUCUUGUGCUGAAUUUAAUAAAGACUAUGCAAUGGCUGCUUUUGCAUGGAGGCUUUCUGCCAAAGAGUUCUUAGUUGUGUACCAUAUGUAACACUUUUACUGGGUGUUCUGUUCUGAGUAGCUACGUCACUGACAAAGAACAAGCUGAACAUAGCAGCACCACUGCUCAGUAACAUAAUGAAGGUCAGCGGUUGAACUGGGUUUCCAGGUAAGAAUUGUCUGGUCCACAAUGAUGUUCCUGGAGGCGAACCCCUCGCUGCUUUCCAUUUCUUUGUUUGGUUCAGUGUGUGCCGAUACUUCUUCCUCUUGUUCAUUGUGAAUCAAAUAUUGAAUGCCAUAGGUUGCUCUUCCCACAAAUCAAUGAGAAAGAAACACCAAACAAAAAGAAAUAAUUAAACAGUAAAUAGCUGCAAAAAGAAAGAAUUAAACAAUUAUAUUUAGGUUAUCUGGAUGAUUUGGUGCUAUUUCGUGAACCAAAGUUAGCACUGCUUCCUUCUUUGAUAGCAUCCACUGCAACCUUACAAUCCGAUGCAAUGAAGAUCCUGGGUGUAUAUAAAUCGCCAGCAAGUGCUUGGGCCUCCCUUAUGGCCAAAGUCUCGAGCACCUGUAGAAUUGUAGAUAGGUGUAGCCGUGUAGGAUUAAGGUUUCUGGUGGCACCGCUUUGGUGGCAUGGCGGCGCCACAUCAAAAUAAGCGUGCCCUUAUUCUCAAAAGUAAAACAAGCAUACCCUUAAGAUUACUGGAGGCCGUUAACUGUCCCUGGUUUGGUAAAUCAUGCAUCAUGAUGGUAAACAUCUUUGACUGAAGACUAGUUUUUUUUUUCAGACAAAUUUGUUGCAAGCUUGGGAAAAUCCUGACAUGCUCCUUAACGAAUGAUAACUGCCAACUUCACAUAGCUCAAGCAACACAACUUGCCAGAAUAGACUAAUCCCCAUCUACCCAAUAAUGUUGUAAAUCAAGCAUCUCUGACUGAAGAUUGCUAGUUUUGUUUUACCAUAUAACAUUAACUAUCAUAGCUUGCUGUUUUGACACCGAUGAGAACUGCCAUACACAGGCAACCGACACAACUUGCCUGAAUUUAAACUGUAAUUGAAAUGGCUGGACAUGAAAGAAUAGUAUAUGUGUAUGCUCAGCGCUGGAGGGAGGGUCUACACCAUCUCUGCAUUGACUAAUCCCUGUCUAACCAAUAAUAGCCUAGUGCCCCUUAACGUGGUAAUCGGUAGCCAUCACGUGCAUCACCCACCCUUAAAGGAAGCGCUCCUUAUUGUUUACAUUCGAGUCUCUUCAGUCUUGUUAAGCGCUCCUUAUUGUUUACAUUCGAGUCUCUUCGGUCUCGUUAAUUAAUAAUUGUUUAAAGUCAACAGAUCUCUUCAUUUAUAGCAGGGUAUGCCCCUUAAUCUCUCCUACUUGUAUGUUUUCGUUUUGACGCAACACAAGCUUGCGACUGGGUGCUCUCUGAGCAGCAGCUAGCUGGGGCACCUUAAUCUUCUUCCAGGUUAGUGCUCCAUCUCAAUCUUGAUUUGUUGAACACUUUUGGAACCAGUCUUUUAGCCUUACAGUGUAUAUAUAUUCUUUCGAGUUCAUAUGUUUAUGUUUUUAUCUGAAUUUACAUUUUCACGUCGGGAUUCAAAAAGAUGGAUGAAAGACUACUUGUUUUUGCAUUAACAGCUCAUAUAGCCAUUUAUACUGUUUUACAUCCACGAAGAUCUUGAUUUCCUUCUAUAUGUUGCAUAUAUACGUGGACCAGCCAGUACCAUAAUUAGUUAGUGUGCGUGUGUGACAGAGAGGAGAUCAAGGGAGAACUGAUGGAUGUCUCAGGUGCUGUGCAAUGGUGGGAGGAGUGGCAGCUGCGCAUCCUCGUCCUUGGUAGCCUGGUGAUUCAGUACAUCCUCCUCGUUGCUUCCUGCGCGCGUAAGUUUCCCAUCAGAUCCUGGUUUAGACCCGUCAUCUGGCUAGCGUACCUGGGCAGUGAUGCUGUUGCAAUCUAUGCGCUCGCGACCCUCUUCAACCGCCACAGUAAGCCGCAGCAGGAGGAUGGGGAUGGCGGCAGCAGCAUCCUGGAGGUGUUGUGGGCGCCUAUCCUCCUGAUACACCUCGGUGGACAGGACAGCAUCACCGCCUACAACAUCGAGGACAACGAGCUGUGGACGCGGCACAUCCUCACCUCAGUGUCUCAGGUCACUGUGGCUGUCUAUGUCUUCUGCAAAUCAUGGUCAGGUGACGACAAAAGGCUGCUACAAGCGGCAAUAUUGCUCUUCAUUUGUGGUACCCUCAAAUGCAUCGAGAAGCCCUUGGCUCUCAACAGGGCUAGCAUUAACAGCUUGGUAAGCUCCGGCGAGCCUGUUCAGCGGUCAAUAAACACUCAGAAGCUCAAAAUUGAUCCACUUGAAGAUUUUAUUGACAAAGCAACCAGUUCUGCUGAGGAUAAUAGUUAUCUUUUAACACCAGCCAUGCCGGUGGACUUCACUCCUUAUAAGUUAUUUGUGGACCAUGCAUCUCCUUCUGCUGAUGAUCGGAUCAGGAUACUACUGACCUUUUCAGCACUUGAUGACAUCGAUGCGUACUGUAAGAUGCAGCAUUGGCUCUCUCAGACGUUCCAACUGCUCUACACCAAAGAAAAGACGAUCCCCAGCAUUCUCCGGCAUGUGGUCUUUAGCCGCGACACCAAUAUCAGAGAAAUGAAAUCUUCAACCGGUGACACACCUUUUGACCAAGCAGUAGAAGUCCAAGUAUUUUUUGGUACGUGUCUGCGUGGACUAAGUAUGUACCUUUUAUUUCCAGCCGUAGCCCUCUUCCAUCACAGUCACAGAGAAGCUUAUAGUGAAUAUGAUGUGAAGGUUACGUAUGCCGUGCUAUGCUGUACCGCUGCAAUGGAGUUUUUCGGCAUGUGCCUAAAGGAGAUGACAAUGUGCCUAAAGGAGAUGACAAGGGUCAUAUUAAGUCCGGAGCUACCAGCAGCCAGGCUUGAAAAUGGUGAUAUGGUUUCCCAAUGCAACCCUGUAGAGCAUCAUGUCAGCAUGGAACAUUACAACAUGAUAAGGUUAAGAUUUCUAUUUGAUGAUAUGGUUUCUCAGUACAACCUUAUUGGGCUUUUUAUCCGCAACAGGAAGUAUUCCAAGAUGAUGAAGGUCGUGGGAGUCUUGGGAUGCACCAACUCCCUUCAACAACGUUGGUGCAUGAAGUCUUGCUCCUCAUCCUUGAGCAUUACAAAGUUAGUGCUCAAGUAUGUGAAAGGUGGGUGGGAGCAUCACAUAAGAGAUGUUUCCAGUUACAGGAAGUUCAAUGACAACAGGGGCCAGUUUACUGUUGAGCGCCAAGGAUGCUACCAGGAACUGGGAUGGAGCUUAGAGGGUGCAUUCGACGAGAGUGUUCUUCUCUGGCAUCUUGCCACAGAUUUCUGCUACCAUGACAUUGGUGCAUCUCGUUCUUACCAUGGAUCUUGGUGCACGCAAGAUUCAUGUCCUCAUGUUUAUGCAUGCCCUGCUUGGUGCAAAAGAUCUGAUUAUCACGAAGGGGCUGUCUGGUGCAGAGAAAUGUCCAACUACAUGAUGUAUCUGCUGUUUGUGAAUCCUGAGAUGCUAAUGGCAGGCACCAGACGUAAUCUUUUCACAGCCGCUUAUGAGGAACUGGAAGGCAUCGACAUCAAGAUAGACAAGCCACCGGUAGAGGAAAGAGAGGUUACACCUGCAAUGCGAAGAGAACGCCGCCGUAAUAAAGUGUUGUCUGGUCUCCAGAAGGAAACACAGCUUACUCAGAGGAUAAUUGGUGUGUUGGAUAGUGGAGGAUCUCCACCUGCAGAUGGUACCCAACAGAAAAAAGGAAUUAUCCAUGAUGCUUGGACUAUUGCCAAAGUGUUGUGUGGUCUGCCUGAAGAGAAGAUGUGGACUGUUAUCGAAGGUGUGUGGGUGGAGAUGAUGUGCUUCUCUGCUGCUAGAUGCAGAGGAUACCUGCACGCCAAGGGUUUGGCCACAGGCGUGGAGUACCUCACCUAUGUCUGGCUCCUGCAAUACUACAUGGGCAUGGAGACUUUGGCAGACAAACUGCAGAGGGCGGAUCAUCAUCAUCAUCAUCAUCGCAACGGAGGAGAGAACGGGGAUGGUCCUUCAACUUCUCGUGUCAGAAGGGAGGCCACUGGACAAGAGCAAGCUGCUGGUCCAUCAAGAUCAAGUGGUGGCGCCACUGACGAAGAACGUGCUGCCGGUCAAUCCUCCACUCACCAGGGCACUGACGCCACAGGGGAAGAAAUGGUCUAACCUGCAAUGAUAUUUCCAGGCGCCAAUCCGCCACUGUUUCCCAUUGCUCUGUUUGCUUUUAUGUGUGCCAAUACUCUUUUCAUGUUGAUUCACGGUGCCAUGUGUGUUUGUUGAUGCCAUUGUGCUACUUAAUUCCCUUUCUGUUGCUGAAUUCAAUAAAGACCAUGUGAGUUAUGCUUUGACAUGGAGGCUUUUCUGCCA
Molecule: messenger RNA, 5570 nt
Organism: Triticum dicoccoides
Lineage: Eukaryota; Viridiplantae; Streptophyta; Magnoliopsida; Poales; Poaceae
Exons: 2
Coding region: 2922-5369 (815 amino acids)
Source: RefSeq, a predicted model, not a curated record